This is a messenger RNA of Trichomycterus rosablanca, 2134 nucleotides long. It is a transcript of the gene syt14a, whose product is annotated as synaptotagmin XIVa. The transcript has 8 exons. Bases 98 to 1675 code for a protein of 525 amino acids. Gene Ontology annotation, molecular function: phospholipid binding. Lineage: Eukaryota; Metazoa; Chordata; Actinopteri; Siluriformes; Trichomycteridae. The record is from RefSeq and is a predicted model, not a curated record.
GGAGUAUUGCCUAAGGAGAGUCACACACUGCUGUCCAUGAAACAACCAUCUCUACUGCAUGAAAUGAGGAACCUGUUUGACCCCCCCUCAUCAGACAAUGCCAGGCGGCGAGCGUAGCUGUGGAGUACAUGAACUCAUCUGCAUCAGAAAAGUGUCUCCUGAAGCUCUGGGCUUCCUGUCCGCCAUCGCUGUUUUUAUUUUUCUUAUGAUCAUCAUUUUUCUCUUUCUCAAUAACAAACUAUCCAUUGAGAACGUCGCUCCACAACCACUCGACCACUACAGGAAGAGCAAGGACCUGCCAGAUAAAAGCUAUGGAGAGGCAGAUUUUCAGGCCUGGUCAUCAGACAGUGAUGAUGAGGUGAUGGGUCAGUAUCAGGAAGCCAUGACACGCUCGCGGGGCCUCCGGGGUCAAUGCGCAGGGGCAGAAGCCCCUCAUCACAAAAGUUUUAGUUGGAAGUCUCAGACGAAAUACUGCCCCCUGUCGUCUGAGUAUGAUGGCUACAGCAGUGAAGCCUCAGCUGAAGACGUAAACUGCAUUCAGAGGAUGAGGUUGACUCCGCCCCUUGACGAGCUGCAGCCGCCGCCCUAUCAAGAUGAGGACGGCUCUGCCUCUGAACUAGCCGACAACAAAAGUGAAGCUCAUGAGCCUGAGAGUUUCAGCAACACCAAGGCCCUCGAGGAGGACGUCCCUAGUGACAGCACAGCCGUACUCAGUCCUGAGGAUCUUUCAGUACGUGGUUCCUCCUCUCCUCUCCUUAAGCUUUACUCCCCCGACUCGCCCUUCUCACCUUUCGGGACGCUGCACGUCAUUUUCGACUACGACUCCCACCAGCGCUGCCUUUCUGUCACUGUCACUGCAGUGACCGAUCUCCCAUCACCUCGCCGGACCCCAGGUCUGGCCUGGCAGCUGCACCUGGUUCUCCUUCCCGCCAAAAAACAGCGUGCCAAGACGGGCAUUUCCAGAGGGCGGAACCUCAGUGAGACUUUCCGUUUCAGCCACGUCCUGUCAGAGAGCAUUGGGAACUAUUCUGUAAGGUUCCGCCUCUACAGCUUCAGCAAAGUGAAAAAAGAGAGUAAACUGCUGGGAGAGAAAAUCUUCUACCUCACUAAACUCAACCUGCAGGGCAAAAUGGCUGUUCCCGUCCCACUGGAGCCUUGCUGCAGUGCUGCGGCCAGUGAAUCACAGUUGAGUGCAUCUGCUGCAUCCUGCAGUGAGACGGCCUCCACCUUCCAGUCUGCAGCUCAGAGAACCUCACCAGAGAUUCUGCUAGGCCUUGUUUACAACGCCACCACGGGUCGUCUCUCUGUGGAAGUAAUCAAGGGUUGUCACUUUAAAAACAUCGCCACCAACAAACCACCCAACACGUAUGUGAAGCUGACCCUGCUGAACUCGAUGGGUCAGGAGAUGUCCAAGUGUAAGACGUCUCUGUGCCGCGGCCAGCCCAACCCUAUCUACAGGGAGACGUUCGUGUUCCAGGUGGCGCUGUUCCAGCUUUCGGACGUCACGCUCAUCCUCUCUGUCUACAACAAGCGCAGCAUCAAGCGAAAGGAGAUGAUUGGCUGGAUCUCGCUGGGCCUGAACAGCUCCGGGGAGGAGGAGCUCACUCACUGGACUCAGAUGAAGGAGUCGAAAGGACAGCAGGUGUGUCGAUGGCACAGUCUACUAGAGUCCUAACCACACCCUGUGUACAAAGAGGGGCAAAGUGAUGAAAUCAUCAAGCCAGGAGCUCAAGUGAGUCGUGCAGGAUGGGUAACGAUGAAGAGGAACGAUGUGAAGAAAUGUGAAGGACUCAAAGUAAUGAUGAUGAGGAGCAAACAAAAAUCAUCCUCAAAUCACAGAGCAGGUGAAGCGGUGUCGAUGGAAUGACAUGAUGAUGAGAAGAAAAGAAUGACAGUAAAGGAAUCAGACAGACAAAAUGAGCAAUGCAUUAAGGGAAAUACCUCCCAGUAACCCCAGGCUGAUGAUCACCAAAAGAAGUGUUGGAGAAAAGACUUGACAGGCAUGAUAAUGAUGGUGAGGGGGAAGAUAAAAAGGGAAAUAAACCAAUGGAGAUCAAGGAGAUCAUCACAGCAAUGCAUUGUGGGGAAAAUCAAUAGCACAGACACGUAGACCCUAAUUUAUAAAGAUCUCAAA